Molecule: messenger RNA, 1845 nt
Organism: Drosophila grimshawi
Lineage: Eukaryota; Metazoa; Arthropoda; Insecta; Diptera; Drosophilidae
Product: protein odr-4 homolog
Exons: 5
Coding region: 99-1577 (492 amino acids)
Biological process (GO): intracellular protein localization
Cellular component (GO): endomembrane system
Source: RefSeq, a predicted model, not a curated record
AUUAAACAUGCAAUUAUCGAUGACAGCAUAGUAUCAACAUUAGAGACAACCCAAAAACUGCUACAAAUUUUGUUUUGCUGAAAAAUAAAGAAUAUAUAAUGCGCACCGUGCUUUUGAGCAAAACCGAUGAGCUCUAUUUGGAAAAGUGCGCCCAGGAGCACAGUUUCUCCUAUGGCAUCAUCGUUGGUCACCAAGCGGAUAUAACCAAAAGCAUCGUUGUUCACUUGGCCCGCAACAACGAGGAGGAUGCCGAUCUGGAAGACCUGAGUAAUGUGCAAUUAUCCAUACGCGACAUUAAAUCGCAAUCGUUGGCCUCCCAGUGGCUGAGUGCGAGUAAAAUGUGCCCCGGCUCCUUUGACGUCAUUGGUAUUUUUAUUGCUUCUGAGCGUCUUGAAAUCACCAACGAGCAGAGCGAUGAAUUUAGGAAUGCGAAGAAACUCUUCUCCGAUGUCUACGACCUAUUGCUUAAGAGCAAUAGCACCUUUGGCAUCUACACCACAGACAUGGCCCAAACGGAAUAUGUAUUCCUGGCCUACUCGCUGGCCGAUAAAAAAGUGGUGUGCAAAAACUAUACCUAUGGAAACGGUGGCACAUUUUCCAACAUGGACCAUCGCAUCGUGGAGAAGCCGUUUGAAUGGGUCCAACUUGAGUGCAAUUACGACUUAGAUGAUAUCAUACCCAUAGUGGAUACCACAAGCCGCAUUAACAUUGAAGACCAAUUCCAAAAUAUAAUAUUCACGGUGCGUAAAUACCUGAUUGCCAGCGAGGUAUUUCUGCAGAAUGAAAUUGUGGAGGACACAAUGGACUUGCAGGCGUAUAUAAAGAAGAAAAAGCCCAAGGAUGACAACCUCAAGACAACAUCGGCCAGCACCAGUGCAGCGUCUACAAGCUCCGCUGGGGCUGCAUCCUCAUUGCAUCUCCUGUCCGCCCAUGACAGUUCCUCGAGGGGCGGUGUGAUACGGGCCAGCAUUGUGAUGCCGGUCAAGUGUCAACUGAACAGUCCGAACGAUGUCAAAGUUAGUGAGUUUAGCGGCACUCUACGCAUGAGCGGAAUGAUCUUCUCUCGAAUUUACUGCAACUCAAGGAACAGCAUUGGGGACGUUAAGCGUUUCAUACGCGACGACGUUCUGCGUUCGCUUGUCACACGAAUCCAGGUGUAUUGCGAUGGCCUCACCGAUCCCCAUGUCACCAACGCGGCGGUCUACAUAAGCGAACCACCGCGGCGUGUCUUCUUCAAUAUCCCAGCUGAUGCUGGCGACAAACCGUCAACGAACUCAGUUCAGUUCUCGGAGUAUCUGUUCCGCGGUGAAGCACCCACCGUUGCUGUGGCCCAGGCUAAGCAAGUUCUCGACGUUGAGCUCGAUCCGGAGGCGAUUCUCUUGGACGCCGAAAGUCUACCCGAAGACGGUCACUUCAGCAACAUGCAACGAGAUACAGAAAAUUCAGAUGAUAACCGAAAAUUAAACAGCUCGAUGCCAAAGCGAGAACUCACCCGCAAUCUGUGUAUGAUCGGAUUUGCAUUUGCUCUUUUGGUGGUGCUUGCCUCGGUGAUUCUGCAUCAUGCGAUGACUGGAUAGUAUCCAACAAGCUGCUUGGCUGGCUGCUCGGUUAUUGGUUGUUUAUUCGACUAACCAUUAUACACACACAUACACACACACACUCACUAUACGCAACCUAAUCCAUUAACAAUGUGAUGGCUUUUUUGAUAUACAUAUAUAUUAUAAACAAAAUGUGUACUCGUACUUGUAGUUGAUGAUGUGUAAAAUUGUCCCGUUAAAUAGUUGUAUUAUUAAAGCCUUGACGGGCAGCAUUUAAUACUUAUGUAAUAAACUAAAGUAAACCAAA